AUGGUCAACCAGUCUUUCUUAGAUAUUGGAGAAGAUGUAGCUAGAUUCAUUUCCCGUCAGAAGAAAAUGGAAUUAAGGAGGAAAGCAUUCCGAGAAAUAUUGCAGCAAUGUACAGAUCCAGCUGGCACUUUUGAAAAUGCUGUAACUAUUGCUGAAAAUUGGAAAGGCAUGGUGAAACUCCCAGAAUAUCCAGUUCUUGGCGAAGCAUUUUUGGAUGCGCACCGAACCUCACCAGAAAUGGCCAAAAAGCUCAAGGAAAGUGCCGAGGCAGAGCUCGAUAUUGAUCAACGCCGUUAUAUUUCUGAUGACGCAUCAAUGGCAGAAACGUUAGAGGGAAAUCUGGCAAUGAAUUUCUGGAGUAACCGGCAGGACUUUCUUGAUAUUACGCGGAGAGCGCAUCCUCGCGGAGAUGCAGAAACCCAGAUUCAGCUCUGGGUGUCAAAUGACAUUGAACGUUUCAGGGCAAAUUUGCAAAGAGACAUUGCCCAAAGUGGCACCGGCUCUGAUCGUGAAACCAUUCUGGGAUUCUUCGAAGAGUGGGCAGCUUGGAAUGACAAUUUCUUCGGACAAAGGGAUAAAUUGGGGAAGGCAAAACUUCAUGAUGACUGUUUCUUGAUUCUCUCGACCAUCCAGUUUGCAAUCAAAGACCGGGAACAUCGCCUGAGGAUGAUUAAACAAGCUCAAAUCCAUCGCUGGUAUAAUGGCCUUGCGGUUGUGAAUCAAGUAUACCAUGAUGUUAUUCAAGCAUAUCGGGCCUACGACAAUCCUGAACACUAUAAUGCUGGCAAUAUAGUGUAUGCUGAGCAAAUCGCAAAGCACUUGACGUUACCAUAA
This is a messenger RNA of Botrytis byssoidea, 834 nucleotides long. RefSeq lists its product as uncharacterized. Bases 1 to 834 code for a protein of 277 amino acids. Lineage: Eukaryota; Fungi; Ascomycota; Leotiomycetes; Helotiales; Sclerotiniaceae. The record is from RefSeq and is a predicted model, not a curated record. The transcript has 2 exons.